CACCAAUUUUUUCUUUUAAUUUUUUGUUUGUAUCGAUGAAGGCUCAGCUAACCGAGCAGCCUUUACAGUCAACCGAGCAGCCCUAUGAAGAAACACUGAAAAUAUUUUUCUCAUACCACUCUUGUCAAUUGAGAAUUUGAAAUCUUUCUGCAAUCAACUCCAUUUGGUGUAUCUUUCAUCAGGUUAUUCUGAGAUUUUUUUCAAUAACUGAGAAGAAUUAAUGGCGGUAAGAGAUGAGAAUUCAAUUCAUGAUCCAGAACCACAUAUAAUCAGAAUAGAAGAAACAGUUGUCGAUUCAACAAAUAUUGCUCCCCAAGUGCCGAACAAGGUCGAGAAAAAUGGUGAUUCAACUCAAAAGACACCUUCCCCACAUCAACUUUCUGGUAAAAACUACGGAAAGGUUAAUACCAAAAUCUGUGUGGCUCUUUAUUGGGCUGCAUUAAAAGGUGACUGGGCAACUGCCGAAGUUUUGUUAGGACAAGAUCGAUCACUGUUGUGUGCCAGGAUCACAAAGAAUGGCGAAACUGUUCUUCAUAUUGCAGCAGGAGCAAAACAAAUUGGAUUUGUAGAGAAGUUUCUAGAAUUGAUAGAACCUGAAGACCUUACUCUGAAAGACAGAAAUGGAAAUUCGGCCUUUUGUUUUGCAGUGGCAGCUGGAGCUAUCCAAAUUGCUGAAAAUAUGUUGAAAAAGAAUGAAAAACUGUUGGCAACUCGAGGGGGGCAAGAUGUGACUCCAAUCUAUCUAGCUGCGAUAUUUGGUUACAGGGACAUGACAUUAUAUUUAUAUAGGAAGGCCAAAUUCAACGGCAUUAUUUUGUCCAGGGACGACAAGGGUUCUCUAUUUUUUGCUUGUCUGAGUACAGGACUAUACGAUCUCGCAAUUGAGUUGCUAAAGGAUCUUCCAGAGUUAGCUAUGGCUUGUGACAAAAAUCAAGAUACGGCCUUGCAUAUUUUGGCUCGACAGCCUUCAUCAUUUGCCGGCAGAAAAGGAGGACUAUCGAAGCCGCUUAUCACCUCAAUCCCAGGAAGGAAGUUCAAUCACAACACGGAUUCGACAUCAACUCAAGCUCUUGAAUUAGUAGGAUGUCUUUGGGACAUAUUAACAGAACAAGGUGACUUGGAGCACACAGACCUAAAAUUCGUGCUCGACGCAGCUAGAUUCGGAAACUUUGAAUUCUUGAAUGAGCUCAUUCCCCGUUAUCCAGAUUUGAUUCAUGAAAUUGAUGAGAAUAAUCAUAGCAUAUUUCACAUUGCAGUUGUGCAUCGUCAUGCUAAUAUAUUCAAUCUAAUAUUUGAGAUAGGUUUCACUAAGGAUGUAAUGGCAACUUUGGAAGAUAAUUAUGGCAAUAAUAUAUUGCAUUUAGCUGCAAAACUUCCGCAUCCGAAUCGAGUCAAUAUUGUACCAGGUGCAGCUCUGCAAAUGCAAAGAGAGCUAUUAUGGUUUAAGGAGGUUGAGAAGGUGGUGCAACCUUCAUUUAGAGAAAAGAAAAAUACAAAUGGCCAAACACCUCGAGAAUUAUUCACCCAAGAGCACAAAGAGUUAUUAAGCAAUGGAGAAUCAUGGAUGAAGAAUACAGCAAGCUCUUGUAUCCUUGUCGCAACCAUCAUCGCGACUGUAAUUUUUGCAACGGUAUUUAGUGUACCAGGUGGCAAUGAUAAUAAUCGAGGAAUACCUACUAAUCUAAGAGAUACUUUAUUUCAGGUUUUCAUCAUAUCAGAUGCAAUAGCAUUAUCUUCAUCGUCCUUCUCGAUACUAAUGUUUUUGUCUAUCCUUAGCUCGCAGAAUACAGAAGAUGAUUUUCUCAGAUCCUUACCAUUUAAGUUGAUUUUUGGGCUCUCAUCUCUCUUUAUUUCAAUAAUAACCAUGAUGAUAGCUUUUACCACAACCAUCUUCUUAGCUUAUCAGGAUAGAUUAAAUUGGGUCACCAUACAUGUAGUUCUACUAGCAUCUGUGCCAACCACCAUUUCUGUUCUGCUACGUUGUCCCCUUUUAAGAGAAAUAUCGUAUUCAACAUACCGUUCAAGGUUUGUGUUCAAGUCAAGUACUACUAUGCUUUAAUUUGCUAGAAUUAUUGAAGUUGGUUGUAUUGUAACAUGUAUAUUGAUGUUAAUUAAGUCUUUCAAUUCAGUUAUGUAGCAUAUUCAUAUUCCUCUUAUUUGCGCACAAUUUCCUGGUAAUCUAGUACAUUUAUGUUAAUUAUUAUGGAAGAUACAAAGAUGUUCAAUGGGUUU
Molecule: messenger RNA, 2232 nt
Organism: Pistacia vera
Lineage: Eukaryota; Viridiplantae; Streptophyta; Magnoliopsida; Sapindales; Anacardiaceae
Product: ankyrin repeat-containing protein NPR4-like
Exons: 6
Coding region: 221-2059 (612 amino acids)
Molecular function (GO): protein binding
Source: RefSeq, a predicted model, not a curated record